GGCCCGCGGCGUGUAGCGGUGGAAUCCGCCUGGCGAUUGGCCGGCGGCGUGCGUGACGUCACAGGGAGGCGGGGUGACGCUGGGGCGAGUAUAAAUUCGGGGCACCGCCCAGUCUCCUAGGGAGAGGAGAGAGGAGAGGCGAGAUGGCGGUUGUGCUGCGGCGGCUGCUGCUGCUUCUCUGCCUCGCCGCCUCUUCGGCCGCCCUUCUGGCGACCAGCGUCCAUUCUUCCUGCCCCGGGCCCCUGGCCCAUACCGUGCACUCCACGUUCAUGUUCGCGGCAGCUUUCGCUCCUCUCUGCGGGCUUGCGAGUCCGCGCAUCCGCACGCGGCGCCUAGCGCACCCGCUCCCGCCGACAGAGCUGGCCCGACUCCUCGCCUUGGUGUUCCCCUCCCGCAGCGGGAGAUCGGGCGCCGAGAACCGGAGCACAGGGGACCCCGAGACCUCCGGGGUCGCACACCGGCUCCGCACAAGCCAGCGGAGCGCCCCCGAAACGCGCCUGGCCUCCAGCUCCGCGCUGAGCACGGGGCGGCCUCCAACCCCAGCUCUGAGGCUCGUCGAUUUUGCAGCAGCGCCGUACAACAGGUCCAGGUGUGGUAGCCACCCGUUCCAGGAAACAACUCACUCAGAAGGACAAUGCAGAUGGUGGAGAGUUACACACAGGCAGGCCCAAGGCCGUCUCUUAGCCAAGGACCCGACCAGUUUCUGUGAAAACCUAGAUACACUAGUGUCCGUGUGCAAAGCCACCUCCCCAAAUCCCUUGAAACUAGUCUGGAAAAGGGUCUCCACCUGGAACUUCCUGCUCCACCAAGGACAGCUGCUGACUCAUAGGGAGAGUUUCUGGGACUCCUCCCCACGGCCAGCAAACCUCACAGUGGGCUCCUUGCAGAGCAGAGGGCAGCCACAGACCAGCGGUCACAGGCUCUUGUGUCGUGACCCACCCAGGACCCUUAAAACCAAGGUCCCCUUGGACUCCAAGCCGGGCAAAGGUCAACCACUAAUGCACACUGGGAUUCUCCUGGCCCCCGCUGAGCCUGGGGGCCCUACACCUCAUCUCACUGUGCUUGAGUGUCCUCAAGUGGCCGGACAAGCCCCAUCCCAAGGUCAGCCAUUCUGCAACAUCUGGGCAGUUGCAUGUUCUCUGUCCAGGGUCCCCACCUUGGAUGCCCCGCUGAGUAGGAGACUGCCACUCACCAGCACCAGCAGGCCCUUGGGUGCCCGGCAGCUUGGGGAACCAAAGUCCAAGGUCUCUGGCCCAGUCUCCCCCCAGGACAAGGGGCCACCUUCAUAUCCAGCUGAGAGUGCCCCUGCAGACCCCUGCCCACCACCCACCAAGCUGCCUGCAGUUGAGGCUCCUCUCAGCCAAGGGCCAUCCAGGAGGAGCAGACAGAAGCCCAUAGACCCUCAUCUUCUCAUGGGCUGUGAAGCUGGGGUCUGCACCGAGCACUCCCUGGUCAGCAGAGAGCAACAGUCCCCUCACAGUAAGAGCCCCCCGAAACUCUGUCUGCCUGCACAGCCUCCUUCCAACCUCUCUGCACCUGACUCUGCCUUUGGUGGGGGGCUGCCCCUGGCCUGCCCUGAGAAUGCCACAUGUGCUCGCCCACCUGCAUUCUCCAGCCCCUUUAUUCCCAAGGUGGGCUCCCCACUCAGCCAAGGGAAACCUCCCGCCCGCAAAGAGGCCCACCUGCAUCUCCACAGCCCUGCAGACCCUCCCUCCAAGCCUUCCAACACUGACCCUUCACCCCCUCAAGGGCAGCGGCCAGUCCCCAAGCCCCCUCAUUCAGGACACCACCCACAUGCACGCUGGAAACCCAGCCCAGAGCUUUCCCUUAAUGUCCCCCGAGUCCUUGUCUGCCUGUGGCCUUCGGUGCCUCUGUUGGGCCCAAGGGAGUUGGCUGGAAGGGGCUGCUACCUGGUGGAAGAGAAAUACCUCAUCCCUGUCAUUGUGCGCCCCACCUCUGAGCGCUCCUCCCAGAAACAGCGCCCAGAGCCUGCAGAGUGUGAGAACGGAGGCCUCGGAACCCUCCGGAAGCCGCCAGGCAACCUUGGCCCCCACCAGCUCCCUGUCGCCCCGGGGACGCCCCAACCCCCAGAAAGGGAAGGGCCGGCUCCGGCAGCCCCUUACCCCCAGCAGCAGUUCAAUCACUCGGUGAGACUGGCGGGAGACUGGGAAAUGGGGACGGAAGAGCCACCUGGAUCCAAAGAAGCAAGGCAUCCUCACCCAGGCAGGAGCACCCCAAGACCACUGGCCCAGGCGGGCCUCGGCCUUCCACCACUGGGGCCAGGUAGGCGGCUGUCUGUGCAGUCGUUGGUGGUGGCUCUGUCGCUGGGAGACAGGCUUAGAAACGCCAGCGCCUCGUGGCCUGCGCUUGGAGCCGUGCAGGGUGUGGUUCCCCUGGUGGGCCUCAGUGCUGAGGUGCUGCUGGGCCGCGGGCCUGGAGACCUCUGGCCUGGGACCAGGUUUAGCUGGCUCUUCUGGUUCUGUGUCAGCUGGGGUGUCUUGAUCUUCUGGAGAAUUCUCUCAGGAGGGCGAGAGGGAUGCCCUGCCUUCGAACAGGAGAAGCUGGAAGAGCUGUCAAGUGGAAUAGCUGAUGCUAAGCAGGGCACCCGUGGCCUUGUCCCGGUAGAGCCCCAGGCCCCCAGGCCUCAGGCCCCACGUACAGAGGACUCGUUGGCUGAGCUGAGGCUGCUCAAGGACAGGUUCUCCCACCUGGAGGAGGAGAUGGAGGCGUUACAAGAACAUGCUGAGCACCUGGGGCGUCAGGAGGCGCGGGUUCGAGAGCUGGAGGCCUUCUUCCUCACAGUGUGGAGCUUCCUGGAAGCCUGUGCCCCAGGACAGGUUCACAGUACGAUGGCCAGUCAUCCGUGCGCCCCCCAACCCCAGGAAGGAGGCCUGGAAGCGGGGGCGGAGCUGGCCUGACCUUCACCAUGGGUUCUGAAUAAAUAGUUGUGUUAGAA
Messenger RNA from Cervus elaphus (red deer), 2956 nucleotides. Its product is annotated as serine/arginine repetitive matrix protein 1-like. Lineage: Eukaryota; Metazoa; Chordata; Mammalia; Artiodactyla; Cervidae. The record is from RefSeq and is a predicted model, not a curated record. The coding region runs from base 144 to 2918 and encodes 924 amino acids. The transcript is spliced from 2 exons.